CUACGUCUGACGCUAUUCCCGAAAGCUACCGCGCCGAUUUUCAGCGGAAGUUUCGUGUUUGUGGAUUGAACCUGCGUUAUAAACGUUUUCCCCCGACGCUCGUUGAUCAAAGUUAAGUUUGGGACGUGCUCAAUGCGAGCGUCUUCUUGUCAGAAGGAGUCACCAGCAACAGCAUCACUUAGCGCCGCAGCUCCCAGUGCUCCUAAGAUGUCCGCUCAAAUCAUAAGUGGGAAAGAAGUUUCAGCGCAGGUGAGGGAGCGUCUGAAGAAGGAUGUGGAGCAGAUGAAGCUUCAGGACCCCAACUUCUCUCCAGGUUUAGUGGUUUUACAGGUUGGAGACCGCGAUGAUUCAAAUCUGUACAUCAACAUGAAGUUGAAGGCAGCAACAGAGAUUGGAAUAAAUGCCACACAUACGAGACUUCCAAAGACGGCCACCGAGGAGGAGGUUCUUCACAAAAUCACAGAAGUGAACGAGAACUCGUCCGUCCACGGCCUCAUCGUGCAGCUGCCUUUAGACUCGAUCCACAAAAUCAACACAGAGAAGGUCACCAAUGCCGUGGCCCCAGAGAAGGAUGUAGAUGGGCUCACCAGCAUAAAUGCAGGGAAACUGUCUCGUGGGGACUUGGGUGAAUGCUUCAUUCCCUGCACGCCAAACGGCUGCAUGGAGUUAAUCAAACAAACUGGUGUGUCUGUGGCAGGGAAGAGAGCCGUGGUCCUCGGCCGCAGUAAGAUCGUGGGCGCGCCGAUGCAUGACCUGCUGCUGUGGAACCAUGCCACGGUCACCACCUGCCACUCCAAAACUGCUGAUCUUGCUGGAGAGGUGGGAAAAGCAGACAUCCUAGUUGUCGGCAUCGGCAAAGCACAGAUGGUAAAAGGAGACUGGAUCAAGAAGGGAGCGGUGGUCAUCGACUGUGGCAUCAACCACAUUCCAGAUGAGACUAAAGCCAGUGGGAAGCGGGUAGUGGGUGAUGUGGACUACGAAGCCGCUAAGGAGCAGGCCGGCUUCAUCACUCCAGUGCCGGGCGGUGUUGGACCCAUGACUGUGGCCAUGCUGAUGGCGAACACAGUGCUGAGUGCAAAGCGCUUCCUGGACGGACAUCAACCAGGGAAGUGGAACAUUUCUUUCACCAAACUCAACCUGCUGAAACCUGUGCCGAGUGACAUCGUGAUCUCUCGCUCCUGCGUGCCCAAGCCCAUUGACCAUCUGGCAAAGGAGGUGGGCCUGCUCUCUGAUGAGGUGGAACUCUAUGGAAAGACGAAGGCAAAGGUCCAGCUGAACAUCGUCAAACGCCUGCAGGCUCAGCCAGAUGGCAAAUAUGUAGUGGUCACUGGCAUUACACCCACUCCUCUUGGUGAGGGAAAGAGCACCACCACCAUCGGACUGGUUCAGGCCCUGGGAGCCCACAUGAACAUGAAUGUGUUCGCGUGUGUCCGACAGCCUUCUCAGGGACCCACCUUUGGCAUCAAAGGUGGUGCUGCAGGCGGUGGAUAUUCUCAAGUCAUUCCAAUGGAAGAGUUCAACCUUCAUCUCACCGGUGACAUUCACGCCAUCACGGCCGCCAACAACUUGGUGGCUGCCGCCAUCGACGCUCGCAUGUUCCACGAGUCCACGCAGUCUGACAAGGCACUGUACAACCGCUUGGUCCCGCUCAGUGGAGGAGAGAGGAAGUUCUCCCCCAUCCAGAUCAACAGACUGAAAAAACUGGGCAUAGAGAAGACCGAUCCUUCCACUCUCACUGAGGAAGAGAUCACCCGCUUUGCUCGUCUGGACAUUGAGCCAAGCGCUGUCACCUGGCACAGAGUGUUGGAUACUAAUGAUAGAUUCCUGAGAAAGAUCACUAUCGGCCAGUCGCCUACUGAAAAAGGAUACACGAGAGAGGCCCAAUUCGACAUCACGGUGGCUAGUGAAAUCAUGGCGGUGCUGGCACUCACCAGCAGCCUGGAGGACAUGCGUCAGCGUCUGGCCAAAAUGGUCGUGGCCACCAGCCGCGGUGGACAGCCAAUCACCACAGAAGAUCUGGGUGUGAGUGGUGCCCUAACUGUGCUCAUGAAAGAUGCGAUAAAGCCAAACCUGAUGCAGACGUUGGAGGGUACUCCUGUGUUUGUCCAUGCCGGCCCCUUUGCCAACAUUGCCCAUGGCAACUCCUCCAUCUUGGCUGAUAAAAUAGCUUUGAAGUUGGUUGGACCCGAGGGGUUUGUAGUGACCGAGGCUGGUUUUGGCGCCGAUAUCGGCAUGGAGAAAUUUUUUAACAUCAAGUGCCGCUACUCGGGCCUGAGGCCACAUGUGGUGGUGUUGGUGGCGACUGUCCGAGCCCUGAAGAUGCACGGCGGAGGACCAACUGUUACUGCUGGAAUGCCACUGCCAAAGGAAUAUGUGGAGGAGAACCUUGAGCUCCUGGAGAAGGGCUGCAGCAACAUGAAGAAGCAGAUCGAGAAUGCACAGCACUUUGGUGUUCCCGUGGUGGUAGCAGUCAACGGUUUCAAGACGGACACAGAGGCUGAGCUGGACUUGGUCUGCAGCAUGGCUAAAACCGCCGGAGCGUUCGACGCCGUGCGAUGCUCCCACUGGGCUGAGGGCGGAGCCGGGGCAGUGGCCCUCGGUCAGGCCGUCCAGAGAGCCUCUGCAGCGCCCAGCAACUUUAAGUUCCUCUAUGAUUUGGAGUUACCUAUUGCUGAUAAGAUUAGAAUAAUUGCCCAGAAGAUCUACGGAGCAGAUGACAUCGAGCUCCUGCCAGAUGCCCAACAUAAGGUGGAGCUCUACACCAAACAGGUCAGCAGCCUUCAUUUCUUUCUUUCAGUCACUUUGUGCAGCUUGUUUUGUUAGCUACUUACUUACUUA
Solea senegalensis (Senegalese sole) is the source of this 2838-nucleotide messenger RNA. It is a transcript of the gene mthfd1b, whose product is annotated as methylenetetrahydrofolate dehydrogenase (NADP+ dependent) 1b. The transcript has 25 exons. Gene Ontology annotation, biological process: tetrahydrofolate interconversion. The record is from RefSeq and is a predicted model, not a curated record. Gene Ontology annotation, cellular component: cytosol. Bases 133 to 2823 code for a protein of 896 amino acids. Gene Ontology annotation, molecular function: methenyltetrahydrofolate cyclohydrolase activity; ATP binding; methylenetetrahydrofolate dehydrogenase (NADP+) activity. Lineage: Eukaryota; Metazoa; Chordata; Actinopteri; Pleuronectiformes; Soleidae.